GGGAGAUCAGAACUUCUAGCUGGCUCUCUGCUGCCACAGCUCCACCGAAGGGUGGGGAGGAAGAGGAGGACCACUGACCCAGAGCUGAGGACAGCAGGUGUGUGCAGGUGAAUCACCUGGAUCAUGAGGUCAUCCCUCUGCUGGCUCCUCCCACUUCUCCUCAUCUUGGCCUCAGGGGCCCAAGGCCAGUCAACAAGACGACCAAGACCCGGGAGCCGGCCCAGGCCCAGGCCCCAGCCCCGGCCCAGGCCCACUCCAAGCUUUCCCCAGCCCCAUGAGCCAGCAGAGCCCACAGACCUGCCUCCCCCACUGCCUCCGGGCCCUCCAUCUGUCUUCCCUGACUGUCCCCGGGAAUGCUACUGCCCCCCUGAUUUCCCAUCGGCCCUCUACUGUGACAGCCGCAACCUGCGCAAGGUCCCUGUCAUCCCGCCCCGCAUCCAUUACCUCUAUCUCCAGAACAACUUCAUCUCUGAGCUCCCUGUGGAGUCCUUCAAGAACGCCACGGGCCUGAGGUGGAUCAACCUGGACAACAACCGGAUUCGCAAGGUAGACCAGAGGGUGCUGGAGAAACUGCCCAGCCUGGUGUUCCUCUACAUGGAGAAGAACCAGCUGGAAGAGGUGCCCUCGGCCCUGCCCCGGAACCUGGAGCAGCUGAGGCUCAGCCAGAACCACAUCUCCAGGAUCCCCCCGGGCGUCUUCAGCAAGCUGGAGAACCUGCUGCUCCUGGAUCUGCAGCACAACAGGCUGAGCGACGGCGUCUUCAAGCCCGACACCUUCCAGGGCCUCAAGAGCCUCAUGCAGCUCAACCUGGCCCACAACAUCCUGAGAAAGAUGCCACCCAAGGUCCCCUCGGCCAUUCACCAGCUCUACCUGGACAGCAACAAGAUCGAGACCAUCCCUAAUGGAUACUUCAAGGGCUUCCCCAACCUCGCCUUCAUCCGGCUGAACUACAACAGGCUGUCGGAUAGGGGACUCCCCAAGAACUCCUUCAACAUCUCCAACCUGCUCGUGCUGCACCUGUCCCACAACAAGAUUAGCAAUGUGCCGGCCAUCAACAACAAGCUGGAGCACCUGUACCUCAACAACAACAGCAUAGAGAAAAUCAAUGGGACGCAGAUCUGUCCCCAUGACCUGGUGGCCUUCCACGACUUCUCCUCAGACCUAGAGAACGUGCCACACCUGCGCUACCUGCGGCUGGAUGGGAACUUCCUGAAGCCACCCAUCCCACUGGACCUCAUGAUGUGCUUCCGCCUCCUGCAGUCCGUGGUCAUCUAGACCUUGCCCUGGGCUGGACCUCCUCCGACCGCACUUGAAGGCGCCUGUGCCCAUCAUUUUUCUCUGUCGCCCUCUCUUGCUCCCAGCCCCGCCUCUUACCUCUCCCCUUUCUGAGGAUGGGAGAUGCCGUAGGUUCUGCUGUAGCUCUGAAGCAAGACUUCCCAGGGCUUGAUUUGGUCCCACCCAGUUCAAAGGCACCCCCUGCACACACACACCCAAACGGCUGGCCUCCUGUGAUCUCCCUCUACUCCAGAAACACAGAUGUAUGCCUAA
Molecule: messenger RNA, 1548 nt
Organism: Marmota flaviventris (yellow-bellied marmot)
Lineage: Eukaryota; Metazoa; Chordata; Mammalia; Rodentia; Sciuridae
Gene: Prelp
Product: proline and arginine rich end leucine rich repeat protein
Cellular component (GO): extracellular exosome
Molecular function (GO): heparin binding; protein binding
Source: RefSeq, a predicted model, not a curated record